AUGAUUAGUACAUUAGUUGCCAAGCUCAAGAGAGUGCUUCAAGGCUGUGGUGCAAUAGCUGCAUCUGAAGAAGAUGUGAAGCUUUUGGGUGCUGUGGGAAGCCCAUUUGUGAUAAGAGUUCAAAUUGCUUUGGCAUUGAAGAGAAUUGAAUACAAAUUUAUUCCAGAAAACUUGGCCAACAAAAGUGAACUUCUCCUCAAAUACAACCCAGUUUAUAAAAAGAUUCCUGUUUUUGUGCACAAUGAGAAGCCUAUAUCAGAAUCCUUUGUGAUUCUUGAGUACAUUGAUGAGACAUGGAAAGAAAAUUCAAUCUUUCCUUCUGAUCCGUACCAAAGAGCCGUGGCUCGAUUUUGGUCCAAGUUCAUAGAUGAUAAGUGUGUGGCAGCCGCAUUGAAAUCUGUAUUUUUGGUUGAUGAGAAAGAACGCAAGAAGGCUAGUGAAGAAUUAUUGAAUGUUUUACAGUUUCUUGAGAAUGAGUUGAAGGACAAGUACUUUGGAGGAAAAGAGAUUGGUAUUGUGGAUAUUGCUGCUCUCUUUAUCCCUUUACUGCAAGAAGUAGCAGAGUUUCAGUUAUUCACAAGUGAGAAAUUACCAAAACUACAUAAAUGGAGUCGAGAAUUUCACAACCAUCCAAUGGUUAAGGAAUGUUUGCCCUCAAAAGAACAACAACUUGCAUAUUACAAAGCUGUCGCUGGAAUACUUGCUGGUCUAUUAAAAUAG
Messenger RNA from Lathyrus sativus (Indian pea), 720 nucleotides. The record is from the annotation of a GenBank genome assembly. NCBI's taxonomy places the organism in Eukaryota, Viridiplantae, Streptophyta, Magnoliopsida, Fabales, Fabaceae.